Spirodela intermedia is the source of this 1171-nucleotide messenger RNA. The record is from the annotation of a GenBank genome assembly. NCBI's taxonomy places the organism in Eukaryota, Viridiplantae, Streptophyta, Magnoliopsida, Alismatales, Araceae.
AUGAUACGAGGUCAAAUCGCGAGAAAGGAAUUCCAAAGUUUAAAUAAUUGUCUACGUAAGAAAAUACAAGUAAUCAAGAAUGUGCGUGACAGGUUUGUGACUGACACUAGAAAGAGGAUCAUUUCAAUCAGCUCCCAAGUGUACGGUUUAUCCAUUCAUUCUAAGGGCGUGAUGAAUUCUUCCGAUCUACAUCCACCAUCAACGUUGAAGGAUCUUUAUGUGCCUGGACUAUUCUUAGGAUCUUGAAGAGCAGUUAUUUUGUUUAAGGGGAAUAUGCAAGCAUUACGAACAUAUAUUACCGGGCCUCCUAAAAGAUGGACGCUCCACAAUUAGAUUUACUUCCCCAAAAAGUUUCUUAAACAUGUGGUGUAACCUUUGACAUGUAUUACGUCAAUAUCCCAAGAGUUUUCUCCGUCUGCUACCAAUUUGUCGAUAAAUGCAAAAAAACUUAAUGUCAAAAGUCUGUCAAAUCGUUUCUCUUGAUCCGCAUUCCUAGUUUUUUAAUUGAGCGUGGAAGGGUGAGUCCCCUUAGAUUGACUCCAAUAGGAGGCGAGUAACUUCUCUCUAAUGCAUACAGCUAGUUAUAUUUUGCAGCCAUCCGUUUGUUAUUAUAGAUUAAUUUGAUCACGACUAAGACUGCGCAGGGUAAAAUGGAAGCUGAUAGUUGACGAUAUGGAUUUGACCUAGUUGCUGAUUACGAUCUAACAGAGAAAUUUGGUGCCGUAUGGGAUCGGGAAAUAUUACAUUGAUGGCAAGAAUUACUGCGAAAGCAAUAAAUACGCACCGUGCAAAAGCAAGACAGUACAAAAUAGAUCAGCGUGAAAAGUUGACGGAAAGAGAGAGGGAGCGGCCGGAAAGGAUAGUGGAAGUCAAACUAUUAUCUCGCUCUCAUUAAAGCUUUGGCAGGUGGCAACACGUGCAUUAAUGACAAAAUAAUCAAUACAUACAGACAUUUUCUAAAGAAACUUAUGGAAACCACAUGUUCCACGUUGACUGUCUGAGUGUACCAUUAUGUCAAGAAAUGCGUUGAAGACAAGGAGGUUGAAGUGCUCAUGUGCCGACGGAAGAACAACGAGCGGAUAUCCUCACGAAGCCCCUUGGACGAGUCAAGUCUGCUGUUUUCCGCACACUGACUGGAGUUCAAGCUGUAGUUGAUCAGACGCGAGCUUAA